Juglans regia (Persian walnut) is the source of this 1198-nucleotide messenger RNA. RefSeq lists its product as uncharacterized. The transcript has a single exon. Lineage: Eukaryota; Viridiplantae; Streptophyta; Magnoliopsida; Fagales; Juglandaceae. Bases 116 to 616 code for a protein of 166 amino acids. The record is from RefSeq and is a predicted model, not a curated record.
CCUCAACAACAUCUCUCUCUCUCUCUCUCACUCACACAUAUACAAUUGCAAUCUAGUUUUAUUACACUUCUUUCAAUCACUUCAGUUUCCAAUUCUCUUGUCUCUUUGAAGUAAAAUGGGCAAUUGCUAUGCUCUUUGCAAGCCCCGUAUGGGCUUGUAUGUCAAACUUGCUGCGGCAAAGCAUGGGAGAGUUUUACAAGUCGUGAAGAUGGAUGGAAAGAUUUUAGAAUUCAGCACGCCAAUUCUUGUUAAAGAUAUCAUGGUGAACUUUUCCGGCUCAGGUAUUGGUUUAUCCAAGGAUGCCUCAGAGAAUCUCUCACCAAAUUAUGAAUUGAAGAUAGGCAAAACUUACUAUAUGCUGCCUUCUUUGAGUUCUGGGAGUCCCACUAGUACUACUGCAGAAAUUUCCUCAAUAGCAGACAAGGACAAAGCCAAUAUUGGUGUAAAGAGGAUUAAGAUUGUUAUAACAAAGCAGCAGCUCCAGGAGUUAUUGACAAAGCAAAUAUCAUUGGACGACUUCAUGUCAGGGCUUGAGAAGCCAACGUCUGUUUCUCAUGUUGAUUCUUCAACAAAUUGGAAGCCGAAGCUUGAAUCUAUCCCUGAAGGGAGCGAGUAGCAUUAAUUGCUGCAGUGAUUAGAUAGAUGUUCUAGUUUUUGUUUAACCAUGAAAGAUAACAGAAAAAAUAGAGAGGCCUGCACACAUAAUGACUGUUAUAGGACACAAGGAAGUCUGAGAAUUAUUCUCGUCCUCUUUGGCUCAGCAUGUUUCCUUCUCAGUUAAAUCUUGUAUAUAAAAAAAAAGGGGAGUGGUUUGUUUUGAUCUUCAAUUUGGAGCUGCUAGUUUCAUGAUUAGUGUUCGUGGCCAACGUUCUAGCUAGAAUCCUGUAACUGUAGCACAUCCCUUGCUGUCCCUCUGCCUUUCUGGCAAGUUCAAGUACCUUAAGAACCUAUCAUUCAUGAAGUCGAUCAAUCGAUCAAGAUCCUCUUAGGUCUUAAGUGGAGAGAGAGAUGGUGCACUCUCAAUCAGGUUCGGGUAAGAACUUAAAAGAAAAAUUUUCCCAUGAAGUAGUCUUCUACCAUCCUUCUGCGUGCAUGAUUUUUGGGGUGCUAGACCAUGUAGUUUCCCCCCCAACAUGCUUGUAACUGUAUUGCAUGCAGCAACAUGAAGAAAGAAUGCUAAAGCUACCAGUCAGUUUUG